UCGUUUCCGGUGUUCUUCCAAGGGGUAGGAAGCCGUCCCCAAGCAUUCAAUUCCACACCCAAUAACUUGGGCUCAUAAGUGCCGCCGCCCAUGAAACCCGUUCACCAUCCUCGUUUCACGCCACCGCUCUCCUCUUUCCCUUUCCCUGUAGUGCCAAACAACCAACCCUUCAUCCUUCUCGUGAACUGACCAUCGAUAGUCCAUAUGGAGGCAACGACGACAGCAGCUGCUGCAGUAAUGGAGGGAAGAGUAAGUAGUAGGGAGUGAACAGUGAUCCCCCGAAAUCUCUCUUGUGUUAAGGGACCAGAGCUGCUUGCAGCUGUGUGGACCUUCCGGCCGGUGCAUAUUAAUCCACCGCAACUGCUUUUUCGGCAUCCGCUUCCGAUGUCAAUUCAUUAUAAAUCCCGCGGCUCAUCCCUGUCUCCUCCUCACAGUGGUCUCUUCUCUUCCUCCGCUUCUUCCACGGCCUCCGCCGCCAUGGACAACCCUGACCUUAACCUCUUAUUCACGGCCUCGGCCUUGGCCUUCUCCGCCCUCGUUCUGGUCAUGUACAGACGCAGCAGGAGAAGUAAGGUGCUGAGGCUGCCACCGGGCCCGCCCGGUUGGCCGCUCGUCGGUAACCUUUUCCAGGUGGCCUUCGCGGGCAAGCCUUUGAUCCAUCUCGUCCAUGACCUCCGCCGGCAGUAUGGGCCCAUGUUCACCCUGCGCAUGGGCGCGCGUACCCUCAUCGUGGUGACCAGCCCGGAGCUCGCACACGAGGCCCUCAUCGAGAAGGGGCAGCUGUUCGCCUCGCGCCCCACCGAGAGCACCAUUCGUUCCGUCUUCAGCUGCAACAAGUUCACCGUCAACUCCGCCGUCUACGGCCCCGAGUGGCGCUCCCUCCGCCGCAACAUGGUGUCCGGCAUGCUCAGCGCCUCCCGUCUCCGCGAGUUCCGUCCCGCCCGCGCCUCCGCCAUGGACCGCUUCAUCGACCGCCUCCAAGCCGAGGCGGAGGCCAACGACGGCGCCGUCUGGGUCCUUCGUAACGCUCGCUUCGCCGUGUUCGCCAUCCUCCUCUCCAUGACCUUCGGCGUCCAGCUCGACGAGGACUCGAUCGUGCGCGUCGACGAGAUGAUGAAGCGGGUGCUCCUCACCAUCAGCCCCAGGAUGGACGACUACCUCCCUUUCCUCCGCCCCUUCUACGCGAGGCACCAGAAGAAGGUCCUGGAGAUCAGGAAGGAGCAGGUGGAGACCGUCGUCUCCCUCAUCAACCGGCGUCGAGCCAUUCUAAAGGACCCAAGCCUCGAGCCCAACGCCGCACCCUUCUCCUACCUCGACUCCCUCCUCGACCUUAAAGUCGAGGACCGCGACACCGCCCCCACCGAGGCAGAGCUGGUCACCCUGUGCUCGGAGUUCAUCAAUGGCGGGACGGACACCACCUCAACCGCCAUCGAGUGGGCCAUGGCGCGCAUCAUCGACGACCCGAACAUCCAGGCGAAGCUCUACAAGGAGAUCGUGGCCGAGGUGGGAGACCGACCAGUCGACGACCGCAACAUCGAGAAGAUGCCCUACCUGCAAGCUUUCGUGAAGGAGCUACUUAGGAAGCACCCGCCGACGUACUUCUCGCUAACCCACGCCGCAGUCGAGCCGGCGAAGCUCGGUGGGUACGACAUCCCUCCGGACGCCAACUUGGAGCUCUUCCUGCUGACGAUCGCGGAGGAUCCGAGGCUGUGGUCCAACCCGCUGGAGUUCAACCCGGACCGGUUCAUCACGGGCGGGGAGACCGCCGACAUCACCGGGUCGGCGGGGAUAAAGAUGAUACCCUUCGGGGCCGGGAGGAGGAUAUGCCCGGGGCUGGCGAUGGGGACGACGCACAUCAGCCUGAUGGUGGCGAGGAUGGUGCAGGCGUUCGAGUGGCGGCUGCACCCGUCGGAGCCCAAGCUGGACUUCAUGGACAAGGAGGAGUUCACCAUCGUCAAGAACCGUCGCCUCCUCGCCACGGUCAAGCCCAGGAAGUGAACACGUCCGACAGCAGUCUCUUUAAGUCCUAUAUAUCUCCGUCCUCCGUUGGAUACCGACGAAGCAUCCAACACAUCUGCAAGAUCUACAGUCGCAUCAUAGCGCUGGUGUUUGUAGUUUGGGCAUAUGUAUGCUUGAAGCUUUUUGCAUGGGCAGUAUAACUAACUGCAAGCGUCUCCUUUUGCUGCUUCCA
This is a messenger RNA of Musa acuminata AAA Group (dessert banana), 2191 nucleotides long. Its product is annotated as cytochrome P450 77A2-like. Gene Ontology annotation, cellular component: membrane. NCBI's taxonomy places the organism in Eukaryota, Viridiplantae, Streptophyta, Magnoliopsida, Zingiberales, Musaceae. Gene Ontology annotation, molecular function: oxidoreductase activity, acting on paired donors, with incorporation or reduction of molecular oxygen, NAD(P)H as one donor, and incorporation of one atom of oxygen; iron ion binding; heme binding. The transcript has a single exon. The coding region runs from base 385 to 1998 and encodes 537 amino acids. The record is from RefSeq and is a predicted model, not a curated record.